Histoplasma mississippiense is the source of this 180-nucleotide messenger RNA. RefSeq lists its product with no specific name. Bases 1 to 180 code for a protein of 59 amino acids. The transcript has 3 exons. The record is from RefSeq and is a predicted model, not a curated record. Lineage: Eukaryota; Fungi; Ascomycota; Eurotiomycetes; Onygenales; Ajellomycetaceae.
AUGGCUUACCGACCAGCAAACCACAUUGGGAAACUGGGCGUGAAUGUGCCCACCAACGGCGGCGCAGACGAAAGGUGUGUUGUCAAGUGGCAUCAGCAAGUAUUAGGGAUGCCAACAGUUACUAUUUUUACCCGCAUAACCUUUAUCCAAUCCUCGCCCCCGGUAAAAGGAGACUUUUAA